CUCACUCCUCCCCUAUUUUCUGUCUCUUUUAGAUUUCAGCUCUCAUUUGAAUGAGCGAGUUCAGUCCUCUCUGGUCUUUUAGGUUGAAGAAACAAUGAAGCUAAGCAGAAGAGAGGUUCCUAUUUAUGGCCAAGCAAAGGUUUUUGCACUGAUACCAUCGGUUCAGGAGGAAGAGGUUUUUGUGGUUUUAGAUGGCUCAACUCUAUUACAUGUUCUGCAAACUAAAGUUCACAACAUGCUCUACUUCAUUGUUCCAGGUCAUAACCAGCCGGAGAUGGUGCGAGUCCGAGCGUAUAUAUUUACAGAUGAUGGUGUGAUGUGUGUGGGUGUGUCUCAUCUGACAUACAUGGAGGAUGACGCGCAGGAGCUGGCUGAAUACCUGGUUACCCAUAGCGACUGUCUCAGCACCACUGAGCACAGACUUCUGAUUGGUCGAUAUGGUUUGAAUGACAACUCUGCAAGGGCAGAUAUGGAUCAAAGGGUCACACUCGCCCUAGCCAACCUACACACCCCUCACAAUCUUCUCGGACAGCCAUCACAAGAAUCUCUCCUGCAUGUGUGUGUGCGUCUGGGCUUUGUGAGCGCCUCUGAGUUUCUUCUCUGUCAACCUGGCGCCCUGAUGAUUAUCUGCUCAGCCAAUCAGGAUGGGGAAACACCCCUUCAGCUGGCCCAACAGACCAAUCAGCACACGCUGAUAAAACUCUUCAAGCAGCCUCCUAAUCCAUUAGCCACGCCCCUGGCAGGCGUGUCACAAGUGUGGGCAGGUAAAUCCCACCUCCUCAGGUUUAGCCACGCCUCUGGGAUGCUGUCUCUGUCUGUGUGUGUAUCGGAGUCCUGUCCUACUACACAAACCUUACAGUCAUCCAUUUUAUUGCUGCAAGAGUGUGUGAAGGACUCUGCUCUGCUAAACAAGAUUAAAGGUCUGAAAGUGGAUACAGAGAGAAGAGCUGAAAGCGACACUCUGUUUUCAUACUCAGGAUCACCAUACUCUCUGCUUCACAAUGUGUGGUUUAACAAUUCCAUUCAGGAUGAAGAUGAGGAACUUUUGUCAUCUGACGACUCUGUAGAUGGACUCACUCACACUGAUUCAACAACCAGUUCACUCACUGACUCCAGUGUUACCAUAACAAACAGCAUCAACACUCUGCAGGCUGGUGAGGAUCAGUCAAUUUAUCCUCAGGAAUCUUUUGACUCUUUCGAGUUUGAAUCAGACUCUACAGCAUCUGAACAAGACUCUCCAGUCCAAGACAAAUUACCCAUCUGUAGUCCACAGGACGAGCCGUUCCCCUUCAGUGAUGAAGAAACAUCCACAGAGAUCAGAUGUAUGUGGUGUAACAAGUCAGAGGAAGAAGAGAAAGAGAAAUUCAUCCCUACAUCCAAAAGUGAGACGGAGAAAUAUAAAGUGAGUCGAACACUUAGCUUUCUCAGGAGCCGGAUGGUCAACACCAAAAUAAAAAACAAGGUAAAUGCAGAGGUUUCCUCAGCCUUACACCAGCUCUGCUCACCACAGCAGCCUGUUGAAGCAGCUUGUGAAGUCUGUGAGGGAGCUGACAGUGAUGAACCACAGCAGUGCACAUACUGCUCCAUGAUCAUUCAUAAGACCUGCUGUGAUUCUGCACCUCUGUGUGUAAAGAAUCCUCAUCAGGCACUUCUAAAAAGCACUGACUCUUCAAUAUUACUAUAUUCGUCAAGUCAGAGUUCUCCAUCUCUGUUUCUGGUCAACGACAGCAACACCAUGUCACACAGAAAGCGGAGUAACAGUGAGGGGUGUGGCUAUGAUUUCACUCUACGGAAAAGCAAAUCUUUUAUUGGUUGUUCUUCUGGAAACCCCACCUCCAAUUCUACUGAUUCUUCAGCUCACAUAUCACUUGACUACUCUGCUGAAUCUUGGAGCGCUGUCGUGGACACUGAAUUCAGUAGGACACUGGACAGAGAGGUGGUCAAGAGACAGGAGAUCAUCUAUGAGCUGAUGCAGACAGAAUUUCACCACAUACAGACUCUCUCUGUUAUGGCUGAUGUUUUGAGGCGGGGACUGUUGGAGGAAGUGCAGCUGGAGCAGGACGUGAUCGCUCAUAUUUUCCCCAGGCUGGAUGAGCUCUUAGCUUUGCACAGAAACUUUCUUGUAGACAUGGAGACCAGACAGCGUGUGUCUGUUCACCCAGGAAUGCACAAGAACUACAUCAUAAGACAAAUUGGUGAUAUCCUGUGUCAACAGUUUGCAGGCCGAAAUGCUUCUCAGAUGAUAGAAUUGUACGGUGAUUUCUGCAGUCGGCAUCCAGAAGCACUGAAAAUUUAUAAGCAACUACUACAGAGCAACAGGAAAUUACAAUUAUUUCUCAGACAGCAGAGUACCAACUCUGUCAUAAAACGACGUGAAAUCCCAGAAUUCCUGUUGCUUGUUACCCAGAGAAUCACAAAGUACCCUGUUCUGAUAGAGAGACUCCUUCAACACACUGAUGAUGGCAGUGCUGAACGCUAUGAUAUUGCAGUGGCACUGGAGGGUCUUAGGGGGGUGAUAGAGGAGGUGGAGCGAUGUGUGGGAGAUUAUGAGCGUGCAAAGAAACUACAAGAUAUCAUAAGUCGCCUAGACAACAAGAGCUGCACCCGCCUGAAGAACGGAGAGAUCUUCAGCAAACAGGACCUGCAGAAAACACACCGAACUCUCACACACUCUUCAGCACUGACCUGUAGGACCACCUCUGGCAGACUGAAAGAUGUUCUUGCGCUGCUCCUCACAGAUGUUUUGGCUUUCCUUCAGGAGAAAGAGCAGAAGUUUGUCUUUGCUGCACUGGAGCAGAAGUCAUCUGUGAUGCCCUUGCGAAGGCUCAUUGUGAGGGAAAUAGCCAAUCAGGAGAGAGGACUGUUUCUGAUCAGUGGCGAUUGCUCUGUGGGGCCAGAGAUGUAUGAGAUACACACACAGACUCGUGAGGAACGCAACAUGUGGAUGACGCUGCUGAGACAGGCUGCUGAUAGCCUUCCUGAUGAUCAGACGAAGAAGAAUGAGGGGGAAAUCAAAGUCAAGAAGAUACAGAAAUUACAAGAGGCGCUGUUCUCUCUGGAUCUGCAGCUGUGCUCUGUUAUUGAGGAGAAGUUAAAGAUCUGUAGAGGGACUGGUAGAUGGUGUCUGGCUACCUGCCGUCUUCUCGUUCAACCCCACCCUGAAAACACCCCUCAGGGUGUCACAUUACUGUCUGACGCACAGGAAGAGGUGGUGAAGCUGGCUAUCACUUUGUUGACUUGGCUUUUUCCUUGCAUAUGGUCACCAAGUAACCAUGACAACUUUGGCCAGGAAAGAGCAAUCUAUAAUGAACAAAAUUUGCCAAGUCGGAGCAGGAGGAGUGCUGUGGUAGGAACAGGGGUGGGGCCUCUCACAGUAGCCCCAAUAAGCCCCGCCUACCAGACUUAUUUAAAGGUAGCGGAUGGCGUUCACAACUUAAUCCACAUACUCUACAGUCUGCAGGCUGCUAUAAUAAUCCAAGACAGCUGCUUUGAAGUUCAAAAUCUCCUCCUCCUCGAGGGAGAAGCUCCACCCCAAACUCUUACAAGUGAUUAUGAUGUCAAAAGGCAGCAGAGUUUUGAGUGUGGCGUGGUCGGCGGGACUGAGGCUGUGAAAGAACUGGAGCAGAGAGAGAGAGAGCAUGCUGAACUGACGGACAGACUGGCGAAAGAGAAAGAGCAGUUUGAGGAGGAGCUGCGGCUGUUUGAGGAGAAGAUGAGCAAGCUGAGAGAGGAGGAGAAGAGAGUGAACGAAGAGAGAGAGAGAUUCAAAGAAGAGGGGAAGAAAGUGCAGAAAGAGAGGAAGAGUCUGGAAACACAGAUAAGACUCAUUCGACAUAAUUCAAAUCAUCGUCAAGGCAUCUUGCCUUCUAUCAUAUCACAGGAGAAAUGAUAUGCAUUUA
Onychostoma macrolepis is the source of this 3899-nucleotide messenger RNA. Its product is annotated as rho guanine nucleotide exchange factor 28-like. The transcript has 32 exons. Gene Ontology annotation, molecular function: guanyl-nucleotide exchange factor activity. The record is from RefSeq and is a predicted model, not a curated record. NCBI's taxonomy places the organism in Eukaryota, Metazoa, Chordata, Actinopteri, Cypriniformes, Cyprinidae. The coding region runs from base 95 to 3889 and encodes 1264 amino acids. Gene Ontology annotation, biological process: regulation of Rho protein signal transduction.